GUUAUUAUUAGUGGAGUGUAGUGUACGGAGUAGUGCUGGAUAGUUGGAGGGUGAGCGGGCUGGGCUGGGAGGGGAGGGGGUCCGUCCCCAAUUUUCCCUCGGAUGAUUCGCGGCCCAGCAGAGUCUAGACCGCAUCCCGUCCAUCAACGAAGAAUCCCUGCCACUGGAUGGACGGCCCGGAUCGUGCGGAAAGCCGCUCUUGCUUCCAUCUCACUUCCUUCAUCCCAUCCUCCCAUCAUCCCUUUGGCCAUCGCAUCACCCCGCGGAGGUAUUACCAAGAGACCUGCCAGUCGCGCUGCUGCUGAACCUGCCGGUGAAUUGUGCCAAGUUGGCCCUCUCCAGUGUGCCCCAGAAAAUCAUCUACCAGCCCGAUUGAACCGGAUGUCAACUGCUUGCGCGCCCUGUCUUACUAACCCCCAAAGCCACCUGUCGAGCCGAAGCUGCAGGAUCCCAAACUCUAAUACAACUCAUCAUGCAAGGCUGAGCCCAUCUCUCGACCUCCCACUUCCAUCAUCCUCGGUCUGGAGGAAGACCCAUCCAGGAACCUAUCCAGGUUAAUUCACCCCCUCCAUCACUAGGAGCUACUGGAAAUGGUCCAAUCAGCAAGGCCAGCCCUAUGUUCGAGAGCGCUGUGUACAUGGUGCUCUGUCAUACUUUGCUUCGGUCUACUGGGCCUGUUGUACAUGAGACUGCUGAAAGACGAUUUCACUCUAAUCCUUAAUCGAGUCGAGAAAUAUCCAGCUAAGCACCGACCGAAUGCA
Messenger RNA from Aspergillus sclerotioniger CBS 115572, 761 nucleotides. RefSeq lists its product as uncharacterized. Lineage: Eukaryota; Fungi; Ascomycota; Eurotiomycetes; Eurotiales; Aspergillaceae. The record is from RefSeq and is a predicted model, not a curated record. The transcript is spliced from 3 exons. The coding region runs from base 103 to 558 and encodes 151 amino acids.